AUGGAUGCCGAUAGAAUCAGUGCAGUUUUACGUGCUCGAGCUCAAGUGAUAGCUGCAGAAGAAUAUUUGUCGAAGGAAAGAGGUGCUCUGGGUCCUAGCGAUCAUUACAGUGACAUGCACAGAGAUGCCCUUUCUGCAGCGCUGAAGGAAGAGCAAAAAGUGGAAGACUUACUAGCAACGCGACAAGAGCAGUUGGAUCAGAUUAAAACACUGUCAGCAAAUAUCGAUUCAGAGAAACUCAGUCAUGCUAAGGAGCUCCUCAGAAAGAAACAGGAGCUUAUGGAAAAGCAAGAAGAACUGCACUCUUUUUUGAAAUCUAAAAAUAUGACAAUCUCUGAUCUUCUUGCCCAGAAAGAACAUGUAAAUGACCACGGCGCUAAAAUGUUGCUUCUUAAGCAGCUCACAGAGGAUUCCGAGCAACUCGAGCAGGAUUGCCGACAAGAUGCCCUUUCUGCAGCACUGAAGACAGAGCAAAAAGUGGAAGACUUACUAGCAAAGCGACAAGAGCAGUUGGAUCAGAUUAGAAUACUGUCAGCAAAUAUCGAUUCAGAGAAACUCAGUCACGCUAAGGAGCUCCUCAGAAAGAAACAGGAGCUUAUGGAAAAGCAAGAAGAACUGCAGUCUUUUUUGAAAUCUAAAAAUAUGACAAUCUCUGAUCUUCUUGCCCAGAAAGAACAUGUAAACGACCACGGCGCUAAAAUGUUGCUUCUUAAGCAGCUCACAGAGGAUUCCGAGCAACUCAAGCAGGAUUGCCGACAGUAA
This is a messenger RNA of Strongylus vulgaris, 762 nucleotides long. Lineage: Eukaryota; Metazoa; Nematoda; Chromadorea; Rhabditida; Strongylidae. The record is from the annotation of a GenBank genome assembly.